AUGAAGCUUCUUACUGAUCAAGAAAUAAAGGUUUCCAAAUCAGAGUGGGAUACAGAACAAUGGAAAAAUGAGAGGGCAGGAUUCCAGGGUGAACAGGAAGAGGAGCCAAAAGAGGCCAGGAAAGUGCCAGGAUAUAACAAGAAACUCCUCAUGGCAACACCUGUGAUUGGAGUAACAACAUUUUUUAUUAUAAUUUUCUGUCUCAUUGUGAUUUGUCACAGGAAAGAGGCUACAGAAAGAAGCUCAAGUGGCUUUUUUCCAUCUCUCCGGAGUAAGAGCUGCUCAUCAGAACAGGAGAUGGAGGAGGGCGGGUUCUGGAGAAGGCGGCCCCUUUGGCUGAAGGAUAUGUAUAGACCUCUCGGUUCCACGAAAACGAAGAGAAAGGUGGAGCAGAAGCCACGGCACAAUGAGAAUGAGCUUUUCAUGAAAAUGUAA
Molecule: messenger RNA, 435 nt
Organism: Miniopterus natalensis
Lineage: Eukaryota; Metazoa; Chordata; Mammalia; Chiroptera; Miniopteridae
Source: RefSeq, a predicted model, not a curated record